AUGCUGGAUGCUGCCUUUGCAGCGGCCACUUUGUCGCUGCGUUUCACCACCGUCCUCUUUGUCCGUCACCAUCCGAUUGGGCCCAGAUAUCUUCCCAGAAUUUACGCUGCAUGUGGUGCAUAUCUCACUCUCGUUGCUGUCCACUGCUUGUCGUUCAUCCGCGGACCCAGUGACAGCAGACCGAACCCCCGAAGGCAUCUCUUGGGGAUUGCGCUGCUCGGCUGGCUCGAUCUCGCAAGACGCCCUAUCCUCUCCGCGCUGACCGUCCUUGUCAACGUCCUCUGCCUACUCGCGACUGUGGACUUUAUCUAUCGUGGCCAUAUCUUGUACCCCAGCGCCGACAGUAGCUUCUCGCGCCUCGGCUUUGUCUCUGUCUCGUCUGCCAGCAUCGCGAUCCGUGCACCGAACACAACCGCAGUUGAAUUGCAGUAUCGUGGCCAGAAUGAUAAGGGGGAAGGCAUCGACUCAUGGACAGUCGCGGAGACAAUCCGCACAUCAGACGAGAGUGACUGGACGGGCAUCUUCCACAUCAACGGUCUGACGCCAGGCACCGAGUACACCUACCGCACCAACGCGAGCCAUGAGGGCACAUUCAAGACAAGCCCUUCCACCCUCAAGAAGUUCACGUUCGUCUCCACGAGCUGCAUCAAGCCCUUCUACCCGUACAACCCGCUCAACCACGCCCUUCGCAUCCCCGGGCUCGAACACCUCGGCCGCUUCGCUUCCCAGCGCACCAUCGACUUUGUCCUCUUCCUCGGCGACUUCAUCUACAUCGAUCUUCCCCUGCCGCUGGGGUGGUCGCGCGAGCACUACACCACCCUGUACCGCCAGGUCUACGCGUCGCCGAGCUGGUCCACCGCGGCGCUGCGGAACGUGCCGUGGCUUCACGUCUACGACGACCACGAGAUUGUGAAUGACUACCACUCGGAGCAGCUGCUCAACAGCACAGCAGCUGGGUCGGCGGCCGCGGCCAUUGAUUAUGACAGCGCGCUGCAUCCAUAUUUCCACUACCAGGGCCACGCGAAUCCGCCCUCUUCGGAGAAAUUUGGCCAGGGCGAGGCGUACUACACGUUUUCCCAUGGAGACGUUGCAUUCUUCGUGCUCGACACGCGGCGCUACCGGUCGGCGCCGGACACGCCGGAUCGGGUGGGCGAGAAGACGAUGCUGGGCGCGAAGCAGCUCGCGGACUUGCGGCGCUGGCUGGAGACGGAGGAUAAGUGGAAGGUGGUGGUCAGCAGCGUGCCCUUUACUCGCAACUGGCGCGGCCCGGACGCCGCGGACUCGUGGGCAGGGUAUCUGGCCGAGAGGGAGGUCGUGUUUGAGAUGAUGCGGAAGACGGAGGGCGUAGUGAUUCUGAGCGGUGACCGCCAUGAGCACGCCACGACGCUCUUCCCCGCCUCCACCUCUACCGAUCCCCGCGGCAAAGACAUCAUCGAGUUCUCCACCUCGGCGCUGAACCAGUUCUUUGAGCCGUUUAGCCGGCACCACCGGCAGAUCGAGGACACCGACGUUGCCAUUGCAAACUUCUACAAGGGCAACUCGAAGUUUGCGGCCGUGACGUUCGACACGUCUAACUCCUCGCGGUGGAUCACAGACUUUGAGCUGGUGAUUGACGGGGUUGUUACUUGGACGUAUCAGUGGGUUUUCGUUCGGUAG
Messenger RNA from Microdochium trichocladiopsis, 1656 nucleotides. RefSeq names its product PhoD-like phosphatase. The transcript has 3 exons. The coding region runs from base 1 to 1656 and encodes 551 amino acids. NCBI's taxonomy places the organism in Eukaryota, Fungi, Ascomycota, Sordariomycetes, Xylariales, Microdochiaceae. The record is from RefSeq and is a predicted model, not a curated record.